Molecule: messenger RNA, 699 nt
Organism: Heterostelium album PN500
Lineage: Eukaryota; Evosea; Eumycetozoa; Acytosteliales; Acytosteliaceae
Product: protein serine/threonine kinase
Exons: 2
Coding region: 1-699 (232 amino acids)
Biological process (GO): protein phosphorylation
Cellular component (GO): actomyosin contractile ring
Molecular function (GO): ATP binding; myosin heavy chain kinase activity
Source: RefSeq, a predicted model, not a curated record
AUGGAGGUUCAUUCAUUUAUUUUGUCAGAGUUUCGAUUAUUGGAUAUUAGAAAUUCCAAAGCUAAAUUAAUAACCCCUGAGGGAAAUAAAUCUGUAACAGUAACUUUAGGAAAUUUCAUUGGUAAAGGAGCUAUGAAUUCUGCUUUUCAUCUCAAGAUUAAAGAUGAUCCAAAAAAAUAUGUUGUAAAAGUUCCAUUAAAAUAUCGAAUGACAAGUGAAGCUAUGGUGGAAGAUUGCUCAAUAAUUAUUUUUGAAAUAGCAAAAAAAAUGGCUAACUGUUUCAAUAGUAGAGGUGUACCUAAAAAAGUUAAAAUCAAUAUCCCAUCUCUUUUAAUUCUUGAAGAUCUAAGAUUUAGGAUGGCUGUGGUUGAAGAGUUUUUAGAAGGGGAUUAUGUAAAGUAUAAUAAUAACAAAGGAUGGGUAGAUGAUAAUAGAAACACACCCAAUGCAUUCAGUCACUUUUCAUUCAUUGCAUCCAAGGGACAAAUAUUAAUCGCUGACAUCCAAGGAGUAGGACAUUAUUAUACCGAUAUUCAAAUACAUUACCAUAAUCCAGAGGAGUUUGGACAAGGUAAUCUAUCUCAUCUUGGAAUAGUUGCAUUUUUCCAAAAUCACAAAUGCAAUCCAAUCUGUGAACAAUUGGGAAUAGCCACCGAGGUAAAAAUUAAAACUGGUACUUACCCAAAAGGUUUCUACUAA